Molecule: messenger RNA, 566 nt
Organism: Salvelinus namaycush (lake trout)
Lineage: Eukaryota; Metazoa; Chordata; Actinopteri; Salmoniformes; Salmonidae
Product: signal transducing adapter molecule 1-like
Exons: 4
Biological process (GO): protein transport to vacuole involved in ubiquitin-dependent protein catabolic process via the multivesicular body sorting pathway
Cellular component (GO): ESCRT-0 complex
Source: RefSeq, a predicted model, not a curated record
GUGCCUGCAACCAGAUGUGUCCCCUCAUUGAUCAGAAGCUUGAGAGCACUGACAGGAAGCAUUCAGAGCUGUCAGAGCUGAAUGUGAAGUUGAUGGAGGCUCUGUCUCUUUAUGCUAAGCUUAUGAAUGAGGACUAUGCCAUGUACACAAAGCUACAGACCCAGCAGUACUACAUGCAUCAAUCUGCCAACACAGCACAACAGGUGUACCCGGGUCAGUCUGGAGGGUCCUAUGGGAUGAGCGGUCCAGGAGGGGUACAGCAGGGAUACAGUGUUUCUCUGGAGCAGCUACAGACUGGCCAGCCAGCACCCAGUGAUGUCCAUAUGUACAUGGGCCAGCCUCCAGUCUACAGUCCAGCUGCAGAGGGCAUGUCCUACCAGCCUCCAGCCAAUCAGCCAUCCAGCUACAGCUCCAUCCCCAACCCUGGCCAGAGCCUUCCACACCCACCUGACACACAGCAGCACCCUUACCCCGAGAAGGCUCUUCUAUAGAAAACACUACGCCACGCACUACGCCACGCUACGCCAUGCUACGCCACGCUACGCCAUGCUACACGCCACACUACA